Messenger RNA from Megalobrama amblycephala (Wuchang bream), 3530 nucleotides. RefSeq names its product Schwann cell myelin protein-like. Lineage: Eukaryota; Metazoa; Chordata; Actinopteri; Cypriniformes; Xenocyprididae. Bases 104 to 2671 code for a protein of 855 amino acids. The transcript has 12 exons. The record is from RefSeq and is a predicted model, not a curated record.
UAGCAGUAAAGACGAGUCGUCUUCACACACAUCUCUCUCUAUAUCAGUGUAAAAGCGUCACAGUCGAGCGCUGCAGCUCUUUCACUCUUCUCUGGUGGAGUGAAUGUACAUGAUGGAAAUAUCUGUGACGUUCCUCCUCACUGGAUGUCUGAUACAAGGAGUUUUCUGUGAUUUUAAUAUCAAUCUGCCGGAGAGAGUAGAAGCUCUAGAAGGAUCCUGUGUUUUCAUACCCUGCACAUUUGAUAUUAAACAAGACUUUAAAAAUGAUCUCACUGAUAGUGCAAAGAGAAUAUGGUAUAAAGGCUUAUGGUCUAAAAACAUAGCGUUUGACUCCAGUAGCCCCGACACUGGACUGUUAAGAGGAAAAAUAUUUGGCACUCCUACAGAGAAAAACUGCACCACCCGCUUCGAUAAUGUCAAGCAGAAAGAUAAUGGGUCAUAUUACUUCAGACUUGAAGGCAGCGGUGGAUUGCAAUAUAGCUACCUAAAAACUGAAAACCUAGUUCAAAUUUCCAUCAUAGAUUCUCCACCCAAACCCACAGUGAGUCUGUUGAAGGAUCAGCAGGAGGUGAAGAAGGUGAAGGAAGGAAGCUCUGUGAAUCUGCGCUGCUCAACUAAGAUCUUCUGUUCCUCUCGUCCAGCAGUUCUCACAUGGAGCUCGUCUCCUGAACACCUCCUCAAGGAGAUCGUCACACAACAUCAGCGUCAGAGCGAAACUGAGCUGAUCUCUGAUCUGAUCUUCACUGUAACUCACCGUCAUCAUUCAGCCACUUUCACCUGCACUGUAACACACCAGCUUCAGCAGAACAUCACAAAACAGGAGUCCCGUAAGCUACGUGUUCAGUAUGCUCCUAAAAACACAUCUGCACAUGUAAGUCCAUCUGGUUUUGUUCUGGAGGAUCGUUCAGUGACUCUGAGCUGCAGCAGUGAUGCAAACCCACCGGAGCUCAACUACACCUGGUACAGAGACACUGAAGAACACCUGAAACCAGUGCAGACCGGACAGAACCUGACCAUCAACAACAUCGACCCGACACACAGCGGACGAUACGUCUGUACAGCUCAGAACAAACACGGCGCUCAGAACGCAUCAGUGCUGCUGGACGUCCAGUAUGCUCCUAAAAACACAUCUGCACAUGUAAGUCCAUCUGGUUUUGUUCUGGAGAGUCGUUCAGUGACUCUGAGCUGCAGCAGUGAUGCAAACCCACCGGAGCUCAACUACACCUGGUACAGAGACACUGAAGAACACCUGAAACCAGUGCAGACCGGACAGAACCUGACCAUCAACAACACCGACCCGACACACAGCGGACGAUACGUCUGUACAGCUCAGAACAAAUACGGCGCUCAGAACGCAUCAGUGCUGCUGGACGUCCAGUAUGCUCCUAAAAGCACAUCUGCACAUGUAAGUCCAUCUGGUUUUGUUCUGGAGGGUCGUUCAGUGACUCUGAGCUGCAGCAGUGAUGCAAACCCACCGGAGCUCAACUACACCUGGUACAGAGACACUGAAGAACACCUGAAACCAGUGCAGACCGGACAGAACCUGACCAUCAACAACACCGACCCGACACACAGCGGACGAUACGUCUGUACAGCUCAGAACAAACAUGGCGCUCAGAACGCAUCAGUGCUGCUGGACGUCCAGUAUGCUCCUAAAAACACAUCUGCACAUGUAAGUCCAUCUGGUGUUGUUCUGGAGGGUCGUUCAGUGACUCUGAGCUGCAGCAGUGAUGCAAACCCGGUGAUCUACACCUGGUACAGAGACACUGAAGAACACCUGAAACCAGUGCAGACCGGACAGAACCUGACCAUCAACAACACCGACCCGACACACAGCGGACGAUACGUCUGUACAGCUCAGAACAAACACGGCGCUCAGAACGCAUCAGUGCUGCUGGACGUCCAGUUUGCACCCAAAAUCUCCAGCUCUUGUAACCUGAGCAGCGUAAUCACAUGUGUCUGUGAGGCUCAUGGGAAUCCCUCGCCUACACUAGAGUGGCGUCUAUCUGGAAAUGUUCUCGCUAACUCUACAAACACGUCCAUCAGCAGCGAAACUCCAGGAAACACAACCUUGAAGAGUGUCCUAAUCAUCCAUCAGCCCCUCACAGAAACGGCCGUCCUGCAGUGUUUCAGUAAAAACACUCACGGCACCGCCAGUGCCAGCACCAGAACCAGCCAACAGAUUCACCUCGUCACACCAACGGCAAAGACAGAGACAGGUUUCCAUCAUCCAUCUAUGCUGCUCGGAGCUGCUGUCGGCGCGUUAGCAAUGAUGCUCUUGUGCAUCAUGAAGAUCUGCUAUGAACGAAGAAAGAAUCCCAAAGCUUCAGGAACCAGACAAGACGACAGAUCUGGACUCAUUCUGACUCAAAUAGCCACUGCUUCUGAUGGUGACGACGAGUGUGUUUACGCCGUUACACAUAAACCACCAGAAUCUCCUCAUUAUUCCUCGAUUGACUUCACGAACGCAGAGCCGUCGUCAGGAGAGAUCAGGGGCAUUUCCUCACUGACCAAGGAAUAUGCUGUGGUCCGUCAUCGUUCUGCAGAAGACGCAGCAUCUGUGACGGACCCCAAGAAAGACCAAAGCCCACCAGAUAGUGGGGCGAAGAUCACUGAUGUGCCAUCAGAAGACUCGAUUUAUGAAAACAUGACCUGUCGCUUAGUUGUUUAAACAGGAACAGUUGCAUUGCGUCCAAAAUCAAAUACUUCCCUGCUAUAUAGUAUGCAAAAAACAGUACACCAAUACAGCAGUAUGUAAAACAAGUACACGGAUGACCUACUACUUCUGAAGUGCACAUUUGAUGAACACUUUACUAUCCCAUGAGACCACGGGAGAGGCAACGCAACUGAAGCUGUAGGUCACAUGACAGUGACAACAGGUCACAUGAUAGUGACAGUGCAGGUGUUGUUGAACAGUAAAGGUCUGUUCACAUUAACACUGUUUCUACACCGGACGUGACCGCUGUCGCUCGCUUCACAACAGCUAAAAGCCGUCUACACUGGAUGCGGCAAAGCGCCUGUUGCAAAGCAUUUGUUCUUCGUGUCAGUAUGUCAUAAAUAGAAAGAGGCAUCAGUUUACUGUCGGAGAUGUCGCUCGCGUCUUGCCGUAUCUAGUGUAGACAACAUUGCUGAUUAUAAUGGGUUCUAUUGUCUAAUAAUGUUUUUUUGUCACAUCCGGUGUAGACACGGUGUAAGGACGAUAACUAUAGCGAUAACCAUAAAGAUACGUAAGGUUUUUUAAAAAUAAUUUGAAAUGUAAAGCAAUAGCAGAAUACACACCACAACUAUAAUUUUGUAAAUGGCCUUUUUGAGUGGAAGGAAAAACAUGCUUAAACUUCUGAUAUUUCAUUUUUUGAGCACACACCCAAAGCAUGCGCACAGAAAGCUGGCUGUCAGACGGCACGUCACGUGAGUAUUAAACUAAUUUCUCUUUCAUGUCUUAUUGCACUUAAACUGUCAAAUACAUACAAGGUUAAGUAAAAAACACAAACACAGUCGGUUAUGUUUGUGAACAUAAACAGCAGGAAAGA